Messenger RNA from Gongylonema pulchrum, 570 nucleotides. Lineage: Eukaryota; Metazoa; Nematoda; Chromadorea; Rhabditida; Gongylonematidae. The record is from the annotation of a GenBank genome assembly.
UUGCAGAUAUUUCGAGCACGUGAUAUCACCUUGCUUUAUGCCCAGCUGAAAUUCUUCUUCAAGCAAGUCCAUUGCGUAAAGCCGCGAAGUAGCCGACAAAGUAGCUGUGAAGCCUUCGUUGUUUGCAAAGAAUUCUGUUUGCCGGAAGGAUAUACGCCGACAAUGAAAAAUCCAAUGUUAGCUCCGGACUACGAUGCUGAAGUGAACAGUCUUACGGGACCCAAUCGUAUUCUUGUCCCAUUCCUUGCAUGUGGCGAUCUAUCCGGCUGGGAUUCCGAUCGAACGUACGGGCUCGAACUACCCGAACUGCUCGAUGAUGGAGAACGAGAACGCUAUACAUACAAGCCUGUGGUGCAACCUCCAACGCAACCAGCCUAUAAAAAAGCUUGUGAAUUAAAAAAAGCGGGUAAACUCGCAAAACCAGAAGUAAAAGAUCCGUUUAUGGAGUGCGAUGUUGCAUCGAAAAAAGAAACGAACAAAAAAGAAUCAGAAAAUGCUGGCAAUUUGGGAAUCGCCGAUGAGCUAGCCGAAGCUUUUGCUGAAUGCUUCGCUUUCAUUGAAGACAACUGA